This is a messenger RNA of Myotis brandtii (Brandt's bat), 1441 nucleotides long. RefSeq names its product M-phase inducer phosphatase 1. The coding region runs from base 1 to 1389 and encodes 462 amino acids. The record is from RefSeq and is a predicted model, not a curated record. NCBI's taxonomy places the organism in Eukaryota, Metazoa, Chordata, Mammalia, Chiroptera, Vespertilionidae. Gene Ontology annotation, biological process: positive regulation of G2/MI transition of meiotic cell cycle; G2/M transition of mitotic cell cycle; positive regulation of G2/M transition of mitotic cell cycle. Gene Ontology annotation, cellular component: nucleus; cytoplasm. The transcript is spliced from 4 exons. Gene Ontology annotation, molecular function: protein tyrosine phosphatase activity.
AUGGUACAAUCAAUACUUGCUCAAGAAGCUCCAGUGAAGGGGGAGAUCAAUGAAGUUGGCAUGGCCAAGGAAGGCUCCUUUAAAGAAGUGCAAUUUGAUCUGAGCCUUAAUGCAUUACAAGCCUCUGCUGAGCCAUCAGAUGUGCAAGGAGUAUCCUUGCUCAAGGUGUGGUCCGAGGACCUGCAGCAUCAGCCCCACCUAUACAACCUCUUAGAUCUCUUUGAAAUUGAGAACAAACUGAUUUAUAAAGAAGCUGCCAGCUCCCACUUCACAGCCCAGCUCAGGCUCCCAGGCCAACUUCCUGAGACUCCUGCUGACGAGGAGAGUUGGACAAUUACUGAAGAGGAGACUAAGGAAAACCUUUCCUCCGACAAAAGAGAGAGCAGCGAGCCAGAGAACUUCAUUCCACUCUUUAUGCUCCAGUCACCCGUGACUGCCACUUUGUCUGAUGAAGAUGAUGGCUUCAUGGACGUUCUUGAUGGAGAGAAUCUGAAGAAUGACGAGGAGACCUCCUCCCGCAUGGCAAGCCUCUGGACGUCUCCCCUUGUCAUGAGAACAACUGCAAACGUGGGCAACCGAUGCCAGCUGUUUGACUCCACUUCCACGGGCCGCCCCGACCCGCGCUCAGUGUUGAAGAGACCAGACCGAUCUCGAGAGCCGUCCCCACCUGGAAGCACGAAGCGGAGGAAGAUCGUGCUCAGGGCCAGUCCCGGGGCGGCAGCCAGUCCCAAGAAGCCCCGGGAGAUUCUGCAUCCGUCUCCAGCCUUGGUAUCCCCCACAAAGGGGACCAUCGAGAAUAUUCCGGACAACGACCCCAGAGACCUCAUAGGGGACUUCUCCAAGGGUUAUCUCUUCCACACAGUCGCUGGGCAGCACCAGGACCUAAAGUACAUUUCUCCAGAAAUCAUGGCAUCUGUCUUGAAUGGCAAGUUUGCCAACCUCAUUGAAGAGUUUGUUAUCAUUGACUGCCGGUACCCAUACGAAUAUGAGGGCGGCCACAUCAAGGGCGCGGUGAACCUGCACAUGGAGGAUGAGGUGGAAGACUUCCUGUUCAAGAAGCCCAUCUCCCCCGCCGACCGCAAGCGCGUCAUCGUGGUGUUCCACUGCGAGUUUUCUUCCGAGCGGGGCCCGCGCAUGUGCCGCUACGUGCGAGAGAGAGAUCGGCUCAGCAACGAGUACCCCAGACUCCACUACCCUGAGCUGUACAUCCUGAAGGGCGGGUACAAGGAGUUCUUCCUCAAAUGCCCGUCUCACUGUGAGCCCCCCAGCUACCGGCCCAUGCACCAUGAGGACUUUAAAGAAGACUUGAAGAAGUUCCGUACCAAGAGCCGGACCUGGGCUGGGGAAAAGAGCAAGAGAAAGAUGUACAGCCGCCUGAAGAAGCUCUGAGGCAGCAGCCGGUGGACAGCAGCGGCCGGCGCCUGCUCCAUCCCCUCCCCUC